AUGACCAAGUGGGUGUGCGGGAUCGCCAAGGAUUCGGCCAGGCUCAGUGCUCGGCCCCUGUGCCUGAGGCAGCUCUGGCUCGGAGAGCCUUUCGCCAGCUCCACGGGGACCUCUGUGCACGGAUGGACCCGCCCGGACCCGGCGGGAAGCGGCCUGGCAGGCGGCGGCCCCGGCAGUAUCAGCAGAGAGAGGACAGGGCCGAAGCCGCGGGUCCCUGAGACGCGCGUGCCCACCGGGCCCGGCGGCAGCACCAUGAUGCCGGGCGAGACACACUCGGCGGCGCCCGGGACGGCAGCAGACCUCUCGCGAUGUCAGGGCUGUGCCUCCCUGCAGCAGAAUUUGAAUGAAUAUGUUGAAGCAUUAAUUACCUUAAAACAAAAAAUUAUCAACACCGAUAAUUUGUUAACAGAAUAUCAGAAGAAAUGUGAUGAGCUGCAGUUUGCAAGAAGAGAGAAUAGUACUCUGCAUCACCAAGUGGAACAGAUGCUUCAAAAAAUUUCUCCUCUGCAGAAAUGUCAGGAAGAACUGGGAUCUUUAAAAGCAGAGUUAGAAGAGAAAAAGAGUUCUCUAAAGUUGUAUCAGGAUACUCAUCAGGAAUAUGCUCGAGUAAAAGAAGAAUGCUUAAAAAGUGAUGCUCAGAAGAAGAAACUAGAAGCUAAGGUGAAGAAGCUGGAAGAGGCUGCCGUCAAGCAAACUCAGGACUUCAAGCAACUGAGAAAUGAAAAGAAAAUACUUGAAAAGGAAUUUAAGAAGACACAGGAAAGGCUUGACGAAUUUUCUAAACAGAAACAUGAAAAGGAAUUGAGACAUAUUGGAACACAAAUUUCAAGUGAUUCGUAUGGAAGCAUAGAUAAAAGAAAAGUAAAACUGCUUCUGAAGGAACUCUGGCUCUGUGUAAACACAACACAUAGACUACCUGGUGAAGGCAGCGGAUGUAUCCCAGAAAAACCUGCCAAAGAAAACACCAGAUCCAGAGUGUCUGGGAAAGAUGGUACACUACCUCCAGCACAAGGAAGUCCUCUCGGGGCCUCAGAUGUGCAGACAUGCCUCACAAAACUGUCCAUGGAGAUAACGGGUGAUUUAUCUUCAUGUAAAAAUGUGGAAAAAGAGAGGCCUGGUAGAGCAAAUUACAGUACUGGCCGUGUUUUUAAGGAGGAUGGGAAUCCUGAGGUUGUAAUGCAGAGUCAUAAUGAUGGUGACAGUACUGACUUUUCUGACCAUGAUCAUUUUUUUGAUGAAGAUCUUCAAGCUGCAAUUGACUUCUUCAAACUUCCCCCUCCGCUUCUGUCUCCAGUGCCCUCACCCCCUCCAAUGUCAUCACCACACGUGGCUUCCUUACCUUCUUCACUUGGACCUGAAAUCUACUUUGGAGAGUAUGCAGAUUCCAGCGAUAAUGACUCAGCCCAGCUUAGAAAUUCUACUGAGUCUGUUUCAGAAGAUGAUACAACUGAAUCACAGAAUUAUUUUGGCUCAUUCAGAAAAAAUAAAAAAAGUAGUAUAUGGGAGGAAAAGCCCAAAUCUCAUGGACCUAUUCAAGCUCUAAAUACAUUGGAAGUGAAUAAAACAACAACUCUUGGAUUUGAGACUUCAACAGCAACACUGAGAGAACCUUUGGCUCGUGAAGAACACUGGACCAUGUCAUCUCAAUUUGUGAGUGAUAGAGAAAGAGACAUUUUCCAAGAGUCAAAAAAACAGACAGAGAUUAGGGAAAAGGACAAGUCAGUGCAAACUGAGAGGACGUUUCCUAAGCCCACGCGAAGCCUGUGCAUUGAGAAGUUGUCUGGCAGCCCAGCACAGGGGAAGGAGGCUGCCCCUGAGGAGUCAGAGCUGUGGCAUUCUCCUCUCAGCAAGAGGCCAUUAAAUGAACCCAGUGAAUCUGAAGGAAAAACCCUAUUGUCCAAAGCGAUAGGAUCACCCACGACAGAGUUUACUAAGUGGACGCUAACUAAGGAAAUCACUCCUGAAUCAGACGAUGUAACAGGUUCUGACCAUUUGCGGAGAGCAUCUGGAGAAAUGGAAAAGGAAACAGAGGAUAUGCAAGGGUUCAUUUUGGGAGAAUCACCUGAAUCAGAAGACGACGAUGCAGUUGAUGCAAUGGAUGCAGCAGGGCUUGAUGUAGAAGCCAGCGUUUCCUCCUCUUCCUCGGUAGCAUUGUCUAUGUGCAGUAAUCCCCAGUCGUCUUCUGGGUUAGAAUGUGUUAAUGAUACAAAUAUUCCAACUAAAGUAUUCCCUACUGAAUUGCAUCAUUUGGAACAAGAAUUACAAACUAAAACUUCAAACACAUUACAUCUGCAGUCUGAGCCACCAGAGUGUUCCGUAGGAGGAAACAGCCUGGAGAAUAGCUUGCGUGCUUUCAGCCCUGAACUGAGAGCAUCUAAUUUUAGUGAUCAGAAGAGCAGUGAGAUGGAAUGUACAGAAGUUGUAAAAGGCAUGACCAAAAUACAUUUACUUCCUCAGUCAGUAUUUAUGAAGGCUACAAAAGAUGGACAAUGUCAAAGUCAAGAUCCAGGAAUUGAGCUCGCACUGAGUAAGACAGAUUUCACAACAUUAAUAGAUUCUCAGGCUGGCUUGAUCAAGGGUGGUUUGGGUUUCCUUAAAAGCACUUCAUGGCACCGUAGUGAUUUAUUAAGGAGAGGUGGGGAAGAAAGUCUGAGAGCUAAAUCAGAACAUGAAGAACAGGCAAUGCCGUCCCUACAGAAUAAAGGACCAGCACCCAAGCUUGAUCUUCCUAGAGAAAAUAAUAAUCCUGUGGAAUUUAAGACCGCUGCAUCGUUGCCUAAUCAAGUAUCAGUUAUCACAAAGCAGGCAAGACCUGAAAAGAUUCCAAGUGCUAAACUGGAACACUUGAGACUACGUGGGGAUGAACCUACCGUAGCAAUGGGAAAGAGUGACAAUGAAACUGACGAUAUGUCAUCGACAGCAAAAUGCGGUGGGGAAAGAGAUGAUACAACACAGAACACCAAGGAAGUGGCUGCUGUGAAAAGCACUUCACCAGAAGUUUCUGCCUCUAGGAGAAAAUUAGAUUUCAAUUCUCCAUGUGGUUCUUUACCAGUAGAAAAUUCUGAUGGUUCCACAAAUACUGAAUUAUCUUUCUCUUCUGAAAACAUCUUUGUCCAAAACCAAGACAUCGUGAGGGAAGCUGCAGUGCAGGGAGAAGCUGCAAAGCAAAGGCAGCUUCCUCAGGCCACAGAUCCAGACUCUGGUGGGACAGGUGGCAGUGAGCCACUUCCAGCCACAGAAGUGACAGCAUCAGGAGGUUUUCCUGUUGAAGAGAACCCCUGUGAGGCCUUGGCUAUAGCAAACAGUUCUCCUAGCACACUGCAAAAUGCUAAUGAACUUUUGAAAUUGAAAUCUAAAAAUUCUGAUGGGGCUUUUCCUGAAUGUUUUGUCACAACAGGAACUUCUUUUCCUUCAGCGUUCUGCAGAAAAGAUGGAGAGACGGAGGGUAUGUCCCCAAGUAGCCUUGCUGGCACUUUGCAUUGUUACACAGGCAUUCGGGAGGGAAAGGAGGACACCGAGGUAGAGGAGAGUGAGGGGCUUAGCUGCAGUGAGGGGGAACAUGAGCCUGAAGCCGUGAUGGGGAGUGAGCAGCAAGAUGCUGUCAGAGACCCACAGAAAGAUUUAGGAGAUACAGACGCUGGUGUAGCUGAGACAAGACCUUCCUUAGAGAUAAGUUAUUUGACCUCAGCUUUGCAAGAUUUUAACAUAAGUUCUCUUCCUGAGCUAGACAGACUUUCUACGUCAGAUGUCGUUACGUUUCUUGAGAGUUGUCAGUUAAGGGAUUAUAGUUCAGGGGACUCUGUUUCAGAAUGUUCUAGUAAAGGAACCCUAAGUAAAGAAAUGAACAAAGAACUAAAGCAAAGUGAAAUAUCAGGAGAAAAAUACAAAAAGCAACCUUGUGAAGAAGAAACACUUGGAACCUCUGAAGAAUGGAUUGAAUCAGAAGAUGAUGAUUCUUUAAAAAAUACAAGCCAGUUUACUCAGUGUUCUUUAGAAACACUGUCUGAGGUUCUCACCAAGAUUGGGCAAGAACUUCAAACAAACUAUGAAAAUUGUGAUGGUAAAGAUACUGGUAAUUUAUUGCUCUUAAAUAUACAUAACAACAUGACAAGUGAAAAUUUAAGAGAGAAAGUUCCACCUCAGGAGAUGACUAGCUCCUUGGCACACACUUCAGAACCACCCCCACUGGCAGCCGAGUUGGACACCCGAGGCAGCUCUCCCAUUAGCGGUGGACCUAAUAACGAGAACACUCAGAACAGGCCAGAGGAUCGCUCGGAUGCAAGCAGGCACGCAGACAGUGGGGAAGAGCGCCAGGCAGAGCCUGCAGAGCCUGCAGAGCCACCAGCCCUGGUCUCUGACUCGGCAGGAGAGCCAGUGACUGAGCAAAGUGCUAGUUGUGAGGUUGAAACGACAUUUCAGUAUCAGAUAUCGACAGUGACCUCAGAAGUUAUAAAUGUGCUUAUCAAUAAGGAUCAAAAUCUAGUCAUUGAGAACGGGGACAACUGGACAGUCAUCAGUGGUGUGGCUGUUGUUCCACACGUGGAACAGGUCACACUGUGUGAGGCUCCUGGAGACAUCCCUGUUUCUCAGGACCAAGGAGGGCUGGAUGCUGGUCGCGUCCCAGUGACUUCUGUUGAGAAGUCCCCGGAGGCCAGUCACGCUGGCCCUCCCUUUCAGGAGCCUCCAUGUGGCAGUAGUAAUCUUUCAUGUCCCCAAGAGGAUGUUUCCAGCAGUGCUCAGAGCACCAACUUUGAUAAAAGUCGUUUGCGGAAUAGACCUGUUAAGCCCAGUAUAUGGAUUAGUUCUCAAAUAUAUGAUCAAGACUUCGACUCUCAGACUGUUGCAUCUGAUCACACAUAUUAUAACUCGAAACUUGAGCCAUUCAGCAAAAGUAAGACUCGAUCAAAGAUUUCAAACAAAGAUCAAUCUAACAAACCAGUGAAGACUUCAGCAUCAAGCAGAAUUGAAGCUCAUCAGAGUGAAGUUUCUCAGUCAUUUUCAGGGGAAAAAAGUAAUACAAAAACUCAAAGAAAUCAAACUCAGACCAUUUUAGCAAAUGCUGAUACAUCUACUCCUACAGAUUGUUCUCCUGACACUCUGAGUAAAAUACGGCAGGAAGUGGGGCCUCCCCUGCCUCCUCUGCUAGCUCCUCUGAUAGCCACACCUCCAAGGACUUCACAGCCACUUUCUCCCCUGGCACCGAGUUCUGGUCCUUCCUCACCACCCUCUCCCGUCAGCCAGAUCUCUCCCUUCUGUGAAAUCCCGGUUCCUCCUGUGAUGUCUCCAUGGCCAGAAGACCCCAGGCGCACCUCUCCUCCGGGUCCUUCUCCGUCUCCGUCUGCUGCAUCAGCAGGUGAGAGGAUAGUGUCGUCUCCUCUGCAGUUCUGUGCAGCCACACCAAAGCAUGCACUUCCUGUGCCUGGCAGACUCCCGCCCUGCGCAUCUGGCCAUGCUGCUGUGGGAGGGCCUCAGGAGAACUCCGUUAAAAUCCUUGACACCAUGUACCCUGAGUUGUCUGCCAGGGCCCGGACCCUCAAUAUCCUCAAAGGGAACAUUCAACUCGCUCGAGGUCCCUCCACUGAGUGUAAAAAUUUACCAGGACCUGUCAGUGCUAUGAUAGGGUUCAAAGCAAUCACUUCAACAUCAACUGCUUUUGUCAAAACAGGGAGCAGCUCUGGUGGUGACUGUAACCAAGAUAAAGCCAGAGAUGUGGGGACUCAGCAGAAUUCCAGUGGGAAAAGAACAUUGUCAGCGCCUACACUGAGGAGUGCUAAAAGAUUGCGCCUGGAUGGUGGGUCCCCAGAACCAGAAAUUGGGGCCACUGCAGAAGGAGUCCAUAAGAACCUUCAAAGGAACCUCCCUCAAGCUGAAGUAACAACAGAGGAGGAAAGAAGUUGUUCUAGUCCAACCGUCAGUACGGUUUCACAGCUGCCUCUAAACCCCAAAGAAACUGUGGAGUCACAUGACAAAGCCAUAGCCAAUGCACUGAAGAAAAUUGCAGAACUUUCUUUUGAUCUGUUACCUGUCAUUCGUAGUCAUGUAUAUGUGGGAAAUAUCUCCAAAAAGCCCGUAAUGAGAGAUCAAGAAAAAGAAGUUGUUUAUGAGUUUAGCACAACAAAAAAGCAUUUAGCAGAGUGCUUGCUUCACUCUAUUCUCUCAGAACUAAAAAUUCAGAAGAUGUCUACAGACCACAAUUACAUUCAUGCCCUCUGCAGAGUGUAUGUGGGUAUUUGUCGGCAACUUGGAGACUUGGAAAGAGCUCGCUUGUUUUGCUACAGCCUACUCAAGGAAGAUUUUCCAGAAUCUGAGAAAUUGACUUUGUUUAUUGCAAACAUGUGGCAUGAUGUAUUUCUCUCUCAAUCGGUGAUUAAUAAAGCAAUGCAGUUAGUUGCCAGGCAACGUGCUAAAGGAGAGGUUCUGAACUGCCUGAGAGCUUUUCUUAAUUGGGAAAAGAAUGCUCCUGUAGAUGUUGGCUUCAUGGUUUCUAAGCUGCUUUUGACCAUUCAGUUAUGUCCAAAAACAGAAUUUCAGUCCAGUGAGAAAUUUGGGGAAGACCUAAGCGAUAAUACAUGGGAAUACAUAUUUGCCAUUGAUCUGCUCUGCUGCCAUCAGAAAUGGAUUUGGACACAUGAUAACAUCAUCAGUAAGGAGCUGUGGCCUGUAAUGGAUAAGUGGAUAAAAUACAGAAAAGGACAUGCGAACAUUGCAUAUAUUCCUGAUAUUAUUAUAGCAUCAAUACUGAGGCUCAUUGGUCGUUUAGGCCAAUUGGGUUUGAAGGAAGGAUUUCCAUCUGCUGUGAAAAAUAUUAGUUCAGUUAUUGGUAUGUUUAUACAGCAUGCUCAGGAUGAAGAUAUUCCAUGGGGUAUACAGUUAGCAGCCGUAUAUGCUCUUUGUGACUUGAGUCCCAGCAAUCCAGCAGAAAUUUCCAAGAUCCUGGAAGCUUGGCGGAGGGAAGCAUCCAAGAGUGUUCCAUCUGCCAUCCUCAGCUGCCUGGAAGAAGUCAGCGCGCUGAGUGCAGAGGGGCUCGGCUGACGCAGGAAGGCCGCUGUGGCUAGAGAAGUGCCUUGACACAUUUUGAAUAUAAGUAGAUUAAUCAACUUUCAGAAACAAAGGAAGGUUUAAAGAAGACACAAAAUAGAUAAACUGACAAGAGGCUCUCCUUAUCGUUUGGCAAGGAGACAGGAGAAACAAACAGUUGCACAGUUGUUUUUCCCUAAAUCACAUACAUUUCACUUAAGGCUAUUGUGAUCAUGUGACAUAUGGAUUGUAUUAUUGUGUCUUGGUCAAACAACAAAAACUUGAAUUUAGCCCUUUUUUUGCUGCAGAAAGUGUCCUUUUAGUGGCUUUUUAAAAUCGAGUGGCAUUUUAUAAUGAACUUACCAAUAUAAAAACAUGAUUUGGUUCCUGAGCUGUUUUUGGACUUGUGCUCAAAUGAGUGACUAGGAAAAAGUAAAUUGGCAAAACAAAGACCUAAAGAGUUUUCCACUUCUUAGCUGGAAAUGGGCUACAAAAGUUUUUCUCAAGAUGUAAUACAUAAUUGAUCAGAGUAAAACAUGGAGAGCCCUUAGCAGAAACUCACUUUAAAGCAUUUUCUUUAUAUCUCUAAAGUUCCUUAAAAAUAUUUAACUAUGUAUCAGGAAGAGGAGAACUGAAGAGUAGAAGUUCCCUUGCAGGUUUGUGUAUCAAUGACAUGUAUAUGAGCGAUUCAGAGGCGACCGCAGGCAGAGCUCUGUGUGCUGUGUACAUAUGGACCGUGCUAUGAUGUGUCUCACAUUUGAUGAUAUUCCACUUUCGGAAUUUUAGUAUUUGUAUAUAGAACAUGGGUUUAAUAACUCACCGUGGUUCUGAUUUGUCUUAUAUUCAUCAUUUCUUAAAACUCUUGUAUGUGUUUUUUAUAAUAAAAAAUAAAAAUAAGCCAUG
Messenger RNA from Propithecus coquereli (Coquerel's sifaka), 7920 nucleotides. It is a transcript of the gene ICE1, whose product is annotated as interactor of little elongation complex ELL subunit 1. The coding region runs from base 1 to 7032 and encodes 2343 amino acids. The record is from RefSeq and is a predicted model, not a curated record. The transcript is spliced from 21 exons. NCBI's taxonomy places the organism in Eukaryota, Metazoa, Chordata, Mammalia, Primates, Indriidae.